AUGCUGGGGUUUCUGUCAUCGCGGCAGACCGGCCUCGAUGAUCCUCUGAGACUGAGGCGAGCGGAGUCCACAAGGAGGGUCCUGAGUUUGCAGCUGAAUCCGGACCGAGACGUGGACAGAAUCCACGGGAACGGCGUCAACAGCCUCGACAUCGAUGUGGUGGAAGGACGAUAUAUGUUGUCUGGAGGAGCUGAUGGAGUCAUCGUCGUCUACGACCUGGAGAACUUCACUGGGAAACCUCAGUACACCUGCAAAGCCAUCUGCACCGUGGGCAGGUCCAACCGUCACGUCCAUAAGUUCAGCGUGGAGUCGGUGCAGUGGUAUCCGUACGACACCGGGAUGUUCGUCUCCAGCUCCUUCGACAAAACCAUGAAGAUCUGGGACACGGAGACACUCAAGCCUGCGGAAGUUUUUCAGUUUGAGACCAACGUUUACAGUCACCACCUGUCGCCCAUCGCCCGAAAACACAGCCUCAUCGCAGAGGAGCAGUCUGUGGGGGAGAGAGAGGAGAGAGGAGAGAAGAAAGAGGAGAGAGAAUCCCACAAUAAUUCUCUAUAG
Messenger RNA from Knipowitschia caucasica, 558 nucleotides. Lineage: Eukaryota; Metazoa; Chordata; Actinopteri; Gobiiformes; Gobiidae. The record is from the annotation of a GenBank genome assembly.